AUGGCUCCAAAUCUGCUGCCUAACACUCUCUACCUCUACCUCCUCGCCAUCAUCCCACAGUUCACGAGCGCCCAAACAACACCAAUGACCGUGAACAACACCGCAGCUUCCCCAACACCCACCUCCAACUACCCUAUCAAAACCAUCUUUCUCCCCCUCGACGUCCCUCCAAAUCUAGGCGCCUCCAUCGUCACAGCAGCCCCCAACGCCACCGAAUACGCCCUGUCCUGCCUGUCCACCCCAUCUCAAAAUUCAGACGACACCUGCGCCUUCGCAACCCCCGUAACCAUCACCGAAGGCCCCGGAACGCUUGUCUAUACCAUAUUCUACCACGACGAUGAAGGCGCCACAACAAACGCCGCCCCAGCAACGAUCAACUGCGCCCUCUCCGGCUCACCAAGCGUCACAGCAGCAACGUGCAUCGGACGGAGCGCGAUCGCCGGGCUAGGAGAAUUCGCCUCGACGUCUACGCUCGCGUACUCGCAGAUUCUGUACGCGACGUUGGCGGUUACGGCGGGAAGGGAGAAGUUGGAGGGGGUGAGGGAAGGGGAGGGGAGGGCGGGGGGUUCGAGCUCGAGUGAGGGGGUGGGUGCGAGGGCGACGGCGGGGCUUGGUGGAGGGAUGAGGUGGGUGGCGGGAGCUGCUUUGGGGGUUGCGGCGGCGGUGGUGCGAUGA
Saxophila tyrrhenica is the source of this 675-nucleotide messenger RNA. RefSeq lists its product as uncharacterized. NCBI's taxonomy places the organism in Eukaryota, Fungi, Ascomycota, Dothideomycetes, Mycosphaerellales, Extremaceae. The record is from RefSeq and is a predicted model, not a curated record. The transcript has 2 exons. Bases 1 to 675 code for a protein of 224 amino acids.